GGUGUUGCCCCACCUCUUCACCAGACACGCCCGCUUCCCUUCCAGCUGAGUUCACUCGUGUUCGGUUACCUUCAAAAGUGUUUCCUUUGGGGAGGAGAGACAACAGCUCACUCCAGGAGCAGCGAACGGACAGGAUCAACGAACGGAUCUAUGGCCUAGCGUCUCCUCACGGGCUCCUUUCAUCUGAGAACUGAGAGAGGUUUUUGAAGACAAUAAAGCAACAGUAGGUUAGAGGAAGAAAGAACUUGAUUGGUUGAUGCUUGUUUCUCUUCUCUAAAAUGUUGGCUCUUUUUUGAAGUUACGUUUACUGAUUUCUGGGAGCACCCACCCCAUCGCGUUCACCUGAUGGUCCUGGAGGACUUUUCUUCUUCACAAGAGUUGUUGACGCACAACCCACUAACCCCUGGACGUUGACAGCACCCUUUCCAGACCCUCAUCGCGUUCAUAGUUCUCUCUCUCUCUCGUUUCUGAGUGAAAACUACAAAAAUAAGUGAGAAACACCGCGCCACUUGCGCACCGAACAUCUCUCUUUAGUCUGCGUGAUCAGAAGCCACGGGGAAGGAAUAAAAAGGAAGCGAGAGAGACAGGGAGCGAGAGGCACAUAUUGUGACGGGAGGAGGAAACGUGUGUUUUGAUGUUUGGGAUCCAGGAGAACAUCCAGAGGAGCGGGAGUGUUAUGAAAGAAGAGCCCUUGUUGACCGGGAUGAACGCCGUGCGGAGCUGGAUGCAUGGCGCCGGGCUGCUGGACGCAAACACAGCCGCCCAGAGCGGAGUGGCUCUAGCCCGGGCACAUUUCGAGAAACAACCGCCCUCCAACCUUCGCAAGUCCAACUUCUUCCACUUCGUGCUGGCUCUGUACGACAGACAAGGGCAGCCGGUGGAGAUAGAGAGAACCAGCUUCGUUGGAUUUGUUGAAAAGGAUAAAGAAACGUCAGGGGAAAAGACCAACAAUGGGAUACAGUACAGGCUACUGCUCCUAUACAGCAAUGGUAUCAGGACAGAACAGGACUUUUACGUGCGCCUCAUUGAUUCCAUGACCAAACAGGCGAUCACCUAUGAGGGACAGGAUAAGAACCCUGAAAUGUGUCGGGUUUUAAUGACUCAUGAGAUCAUGUGCAGGUACAGUCAGAAGAUCGGUUUAUUCAGAAACGGCUUGUCAGUCUGCUUCCCCCUCCCCCUGUACCCAGAAUGCAACGCUCCCCAGGUCCAGUGGGACCACAGCAUGACCCAGUUCUGA
This is a messenger RNA of Oncorhynchus kisutch (coho salmon), 1237 nucleotides long. Its product is annotated as transcription factor COE1-A-like. Gene Ontology annotation, molecular function: DNA binding. The record is from RefSeq and is a predicted model, not a curated record. The coding region runs from base 635 to 1237 and encodes 200 amino acids. Gene Ontology annotation, biological process: regulation of DNA-templated transcription. The transcript has 6 exons. Lineage: Eukaryota; Metazoa; Chordata; Actinopteri; Salmoniformes; Salmonidae.